AUGCCGCAUCCGGCGGAUUUGCAAAACAAUACCGAAUUCGAUGAGUCAGAUUCAGUCUCCAGCGCUGUUGCUUCAGCAUGUAAUCCCAAUUUGAACCGUGACCUCUUCAAAGACCUCGUCGACAUGGUCCCUCUCGUUCAAUCCCUCCUCAUAGAUCGUAAACCGAGUCGUUCCUUUCCUCAUCGUAGUUCCAUGAUCUAUACCAAGGCACCGCCAAAAGAUAAAAAGCAAUCUAUCUCUGCCACAAAGACGAGGGACCAUGGAGCAAAAGAACAAGGACAAAACUCUGAUGCUGAUAACUUUUCUAUGUUUUCUGGAAGGGCUUUUACAUCAGAGAAGGACCUAGAAGAAUUGGCUACCUUGAAGGAACAGAUAGGAGACCUUAAGUUGAAGUUAAAGGAGAAAGAGGAACUUUUAAAGUCAGCAGAUGCAAAACUCGAUGAAAUGAAACACCAGGUUUUAGAAAAGGAUGGUUCCCUUAAGUAUACUCAACAACAACUCUCUGAUGCUAAGAUUAAACUUGCAGAUAAGCAAGCUGCCCUUGAAAAGAUAAAUUGGGAAAUGAUGACAUCCAACAAGAAAGUGGAGAAACUUCAAGAAGAUCUGGACUCUGUGCAAGUGGAUGUUUCGACAUUCACGUUGCUGCUUCAAAGCUUAGCAGAUACUGACACUGCAAUUUACGCAGAUGAUUAUGACACCAAGCCUUAUGUUUUCAAUCACGUGCCUGAAAUUGACGAUAUGGAUGAGAUGGAAUGGCAGAAAAUGGAAGAAGCAAGAAAAGCUUACAUCGCUGCAGUUGCUAUUAGCAAAGAAAAGCAAGAUGAAGAAUCUAUUGCUGCCGCUGCUAAUGCUAGGUUACGUCUUCAAUCACUAGUUUUCAAAUCCAAAAAUUUCAACAUAUGA
Messenger RNA from Vicia faba (fava bean), 903 nucleotides. NCBI's taxonomy places the organism in Eukaryota, Viridiplantae, Streptophyta, Magnoliopsida, Fabales, Fabaceae. The record is from the annotation of a GenBank genome assembly.